UUCAAGUAAACAAACUUUGUGCCGAAAAAAUAGGUGAUGUGGCAAACACCUACCGGUUAAUCUUCCGAUACCAAGGGUUCCGCCGUGAAUCGGCGGAGCACCGUCGUUGUGUCGUACUUUAUUCUUCUCACGAAGCAGAGAUGUGGCGGAGCACCGUAUUUCCGGAAAAUGAGAAUUCUGAUCAGAGUAUAUCAGAGGAUGAUGAUUUGAGUGAAGAGUUGGUAGAAGAUCAUGUAUCACUGGGGAAUCCAGCUGAAAAGAAGGGUGAAGUACAAAUUCUUUCUCAGCUUGAUAUGCUUAGAGCAGAUGCUAAUGAAGUCAUUCAUGAAAGAAAUCAAACUAGUUUACUGUGUACGAGGCAAAUUGAUACCUGUGUUGAAGAUGAUGUCGAAUUCCCAAAUUUUGUCAACAAGGACGAAAUCACAUGCAUCUUGGGGGAAGCUUCUGCAUGUGAUUCUGAUGAAGAAAUUCUCUUUAAAAAUCAGGGGACAGGGGACUGCAUGCAGUUGAGUACAAGCUUCACUUCUGAGGCUGAUAAUGAUAACUACCAGAAUAUAAACCCUUUUACUUCUGGCGGAAAUAGAAAAGGUGUUUGCACUUGGCUUGCAGAAAAUGCAGAUAUUAACGUGACUGAUAAUUGUGCUUCAUUCCAUUCUUUAUCUUCCAAACUAAAGAGGUCAUCUAAAGGUGGCCAAGGCAAAGCCAAACACAAGUUUUCUAUUCGAACACUGUCACAUAACGACAAUUUAAAUAAAGAUUCAAGUGAUGUGUACGAAAGUCACACAUCAGUUAAGGAAAAAGAGAUGGAUGGGAUGACGAAUUCUAUGACGCCAGCUAGAUUUCCGAUUUCACAUACUCAUUCCUCGACUUCAGUAGCAGAGCUCCUUUUACGGGUUCAAGAUGAACAUGAUCUACCUGAAGGAAGUACUAUAAAUGUAGCUCUUGUAAGCUACGAUAAAACAAAAGGCCAAUCCAAAGAACGAGCUGUCAAGAGACGUGUAUUGUCAACGGAUCAUAGUGACAUCGAUGAUGACCCUGAUUGUUUAGACAGUGAUUCAUCAGAAGAUAACGAGUAUAACCAUCAAAUUCAAGAGCUUAUCAUGCCAGAAUCCAAACAAAAGACUAUAGCUGAUCAAUUUCAUGAAGCUUUAGGUGCUGCUUCUACAAAUGAAGAUGAUCCCGUGUAUGCAGCUCCUCAACGUACAGGUUUUGGUUUAUUUGGAAAGUUGAAGCGAGUGAUGCAGAGUGAGAAGGAAAAAGAUUCGAUCUUUUUGAACAAGUUAUGUAACGAAGAAUAUGUUUUAUCUAGACAUCUGGAAAGUGACCAACUUCAGGCCUUUAUGAAUUCAGAUGAAGCGGGUUGUCUGGAUGUGAAGAUACUGUCGAAGACUCUUGAAGGAAAGCUGACUGUUUGUUUAUGUUCUUCCGUUGAAGAUGACGAGAGUUCAACAAGUAUAGAUAACAAUCUAAGCAUUGUAAAAAGGAAGAAUACGACGAUCAUCUUUAGCUCAAGAGUAUGUAGUGACGUAGAGCUUGAUGUUGGAACACUGGUUCGAAUACACCCUCCCUGGAAAGAGGUAAGCAUAAAGGGGAAAGAUGAGACCGCGAUUUUAUCUACAUAUUUCUCUCAGAUUUGAGCAAUACACAGAACAAGUAGAAUUAUUUACCGUGUAAUUGUUGUAAUAGUAGUUCUCUUUAGAAUCAGGUUAGAUCGAAAGUUGUAAAGAAAUGGACGUGUUGGAUAAACAGGUCGGGUUGACUCGUAUACACGAUCUAUCUUAUGUGGAAUAAUUUAGGUA
This is a messenger RNA of Helianthus annuus (common sunflower), 1799 nucleotides long. RefSeq lists its product as uncharacterized. The transcript is spliced from 15 exons. The record is from RefSeq and is a predicted model, not a curated record. Lineage: Eukaryota; Viridiplantae; Streptophyta; Magnoliopsida; Asterales; Asteraceae. Bases 141 to 1637 code for a protein of 498 amino acids.